AUGAGCAUUCUUCAGGUGCUACCACUGCCAUCAUGUUGGUUAAAUCGAUCUUUUCAGUCGUCAAAAAAGUUUGCUAUUCCAAAAUCCACGACCACUGGCACUAGCACAACAGCUUCUACCACCACCAACUCGUCAUCAUCCUCAAGCAGCUCUUCGAGCUCGACCGUCUUCUCAUCCCUUGGAGACCUUAUCAAGCUCCUCCCAGCAGGGACGGUUUUCCUCUUCCAAUACCUCAAUCCAAUCACGACCAACAAUGCGAGCUGCACUGUUACAAACAAGGUCCUCACGGCUGUCCUCAUUGGCGUCUGUGGGAUAAUGUGCCUCAUCUCCUCAUUCUCCGAUAGUUACAAGGGCUCUGAUGGAUCAACCCACUAUGGACUUGCAACCUUCACAGGCAUGUGGCCGAGCUCUUCCUCGAGCUCAUCUACCUCGUCAGACUCAUCUAAUACAAGCCUUUCCUCAUACCGGCUCCGGUUCAGGGACUUUGUCCAUGCAUUCAUGGCAGUUAUUAUAUUUGUGGUCCUAUCAAUGUUGGACACCAACACGGUGAAGUGUUUCUAUCCAUCUUUCCUGUCCACAAAGAAGACCAUAAUCACGGUCUUGCCCAUGGUGAUUGGCUCAGUCUCGAGCACAGUGUUCAUGUUGUUCCCGAGCAACCGCAAUGGGGUCGGUUCGCCUAGUUCCAGUUCAAGCACUACUGAGACUUCCUCUGGAAAAUCAGCCUCAUCAGCCUGAAAUCGUUGGAUGCAUGUAGGUGUGAAGUGCAUGCAUGCAGUUACCCAACAUGGAUGGACGUCGGAUAUGAUAAUGAUUUCCUUUUUGUUUAAAAUCCAAUAAUAAUAUGUUGUGUGAGAUUUAAGUAAUCUGUUUUGUUUAAAAGAUUUAUAUAAUAAGAUGUACAUCAGUAUAUACAAUAAGUCAUGUAUAUAUAUUUCAAGCAUUAGUUGCUUGCCUA
Molecule: messenger RNA, 955 nt
Organism: Punica granatum (pomegranate)
Lineage: Eukaryota; Viridiplantae; Streptophyta; Magnoliopsida; Myrtales; Lythraceae
Source: RefSeq, a predicted model, not a curated record